This is a messenger RNA of Xyrichtys novacula (pearly razorfish), 6795 nucleotides long. The record is from the annotation of a GenBank genome assembly. Lineage: Eukaryota; Metazoa; Chordata; Actinopteri; Labriformes; Labridae.
AUGAACUCUUUCAGAGGUAGGAAACCCUUUCAGACACAGCAGAUAUAAAGCAAAUGUCCGUCAGAGUAACACUCAAACCUGUCCCUCUGUCUUUCAGGCCCUUGUCCUCACAUGAGCGUUCCUGUGGAGACGGAUGAACACAUGAUGUCCUCCGGUCUGGAUCAAGCCUUUGCCUUGGCUUGCAGACAGUGCAGAGAAGAUCCAAAGACCAUUAACAAACCAGAGGAGCACGACUGUGAGGAGGACCAGAGGCUGGGGCCUGUUGUCAGCCUGCAGCGACUACCUGAGAGGCAGUUCCUCCCUUCACGCUUCAUCCCUCCUGCACAUCCAGCACACAUGAAACCCUCUACCCCUGCAGGGGUGUGGCCUGGUGGUCUUAGAGACCCAGCGGCUCUAUAUGAACAGGAUUUUGGGAUGGGAGGCUUUUCAGACCAGCCUCGGGUUUGCUCUCUGGAUGAGGUGGAAAGCCUGGAGCCCCCUCUGACGCUCAUCUCUGAUGCUAACCACGCUCACUACAACCAAAUGGGAUACCCUGCAGUGCGAAUGACCGGUCAGUGUCAGCAUUACUCAUCGCUGGUUCACUCAUUACAUUUACAUAGAUUAACAUGGUUGCAAGUUGAAAUAUCAAACUCAGAAAGUGUGUUGACUUUUCACUGCAAAAGUUUGUGAAAAAGAAAAAACAAAGAAUUAGUUUUGCUGGUGAGUUCACCUUAUUUCCCAAUGACAGCUGACAUACAAGCAGAUGUCCAACUUCCAUUGGCACAUGGGCUUACAGAGGUUAGCUGUGUCUGCAGACAAAUGCUCAUGGAAGUUCUGGAAAUUGCUGACAUACUGUCUUGUGGUAUUUAUCGUAUGAGCCAAAAUGAUGAGCCACCGGUUUGUUUGGAUCUGCUUAAUACUGUUUAGAUGAAUGUUUGAGAGGAAACUCACUGUGCUUUAUCUCUAUACUGCUGCAGGGUAGAAUAAAUGCAUCUCACGUUAAUUGGCAAGUCCAUAUAUAUUAAGAAAAGAGGACACUCAAUAUGCAUGCACACGAUGUUCUUCUGUAGUGUCUCUCAACAUUUGGCUCGAUAACCAUGCUUCCUCUGACAGUAUCAUAACAUCUUUACAAGAUUAAGUUUUUAAAAGUUUCCUCCCUAACCUGUUCAGCGUCAUUCUGCAGCUGCCCUGAGUUGCAGUCUGCAGGAUUCGACACGGAGACUUCAUGUCUUCUCCUCCAUGUCUCUCUGCAGGUCCCAGUCCACUCCAAAAGAGGUGUGCAUGCUGCCCUCCACCCAGUCAGCCCCUUCAGAAUCCUAAUAUUUUUUAUAAUAAACGCCAUUACACAGCGGAGCCAGGCCAGCACCAUCAACCAUCAGGGUUAGAAAGAGAGAGAUUUCUUUUCUUACUAACAACACAAUCUCAUUUUUGUGUGGUAAUUUUUUCACCUCUUUAAUUUAUGUCCCUUCACAGGAAUCGACCUAACACAGAGCAAGAGUUUAAACAUGCUCCAAACCCCGCUCUUGGAUCUGGGCUGAUGUGUGCCGCCCCUUCCAGAGAUGUGAUGCACGAAGUCAGCGUGGAUCGCUCUGUCCAGCCUUGUCCAGGUCCAAACACAAGAGAGAUCAAGAGGGUCAUCAGUCUACCUGAGGAGAGCCGUAAGUCAGAAGACCUUUUUAUUUCUUUUAAAAGUCUAAAUGACUAUCAGUGCACUGGUACUAUUACUUGUCAAAGUUAUGCAUCACUGCUGUCAAACAGGAUAACUUUAGUACUUACAAAGAACAGUAACACAUUAGAGUACUGUCACUCUCAAAUGAAAACCCUUUUACUCCAUAUGCAUGUGAGUUAUAUUCUGUAGAUGCCAUGCAGCAUGCUGUGAGGGUUAAAACUAUAACUCCAGAGCAUAGACUGAAUAUACUAUGGACAACCUGGUUCCGCCUUCCGCCUGUAUACGGAUUUGGAGCCAAAAAGCUCUCUGUAAUUCCGGGUUUUUCUCCACUCUCUUGAAAUCACAGCUGCGCAGUAGCGAUGCGCGCAUUCGGCCGCGCCGUCGCCGAGAGUCCCUGUGAUGACGCUCGGCUCAAACAGCGAAUCCCCCCGGGUGAGCUACGCAAUCCCUGAACGCCCAUAGGCUGUAUCAGGUGUCAAUCAUAGAAAACAUGAACCCCCUAAUAACUUUUAAAAACGGAGCUUCACAGAAAAAAAGGACUUGGGCACAAACCAGUCUUACAAUAACUACAUGUCAACAUCACAAGCAGGGGGGAGAAAAAAAAUUUGUUCUGUGUAAUAAAUUUCUAAAGUUUGUCCACAGUCCCAUAAACUUUGCUGGGGCGGGAUUUAUGACCUGUACUGCAGCCCACCAUCAGAGGAUGCUGUUCUCGGAGUGGCUUCACCCAGCGAGGAGGCAGACUCUGUCCAUCUUAUAUACAGUCUAUGCUCCAGAGAUAUUACAGGAUGUUGACCAUUUAUAACUGUGACGGACUGACAGUGAACCGUGAAGAGGCAUGCAGUGUUACGCAGCUGUUUUAAUGAAAACAUAGCAAAACAAUCUCUUCACAGUGAACACAUUAACAAGGUCUUUAUAAAAGCCCAUUUGCUCAAAUAACAGUCACGUUAAUCCUAGGGCUGUCAGAUAAUAUUUCACAUUCAAAAGUAUGUUGGAUUAUUUAAAAAAAAAGUCACUCACAUUUAAGAAUUAAUAUUUAAACAUUCAAAAUAGAAAAAAAAAAUAACACUUCUAUGUGGCUUUCUGUCACCCCAGCUCUGUUUUGUGCAUGAUUUAAAAUAAUUGAAUUUUAAUCAGUCAGAUUUUUCUAUAAAAGCCUCUGAAAUGUUGAACAUCCUACCAACCAAAAUAAAUUAAUACUAGAGAUAGAGAUUUUUAACAAAAGUGGUUCAGAGUGGUUGACGCAAAUUCAUAGAUGGAAGCAUUUAUAACAACUCUGUGAUGUUCUGAUGUUGUUGUAAUUUUAUUUGACCUUAAUUCAAUCUUAAUACUUAUCCUUCAGUCAAUUUUACUAUUUUCAAAACAUUUUUUUCUUCACUUUAUUUUAUGUUGCCUGAAUUAACUUUCGUUUUAAUUAACCAAAAUUGUAAACAUCAGUCACUGUACGAUUUUUUUGAACAGUUGGAGGUUGUACUGUGUAAUUUGAAUUCUCCUGAUCAAAUAAACUAAAUCAAUACAUUUAAAAAACACACACAAAAAGACUCUCUGAGAAUUCUCUGUUGUAAUAUCUUGGACUUUAUCACAGAGUACAAAAGUGUACAUGUCCAGAGAUUUGUAUGCCUAUAGUUUUUAAGAUUUCUUCACAAACAUAGAGAUCUACAAACUAUACCUUAGCCGUUAACUCGGACCCUUUAGCUAUGAACCUUACACCUGAUCGCUCAAUUUAACAGACACGCUGCUAGCUACAGAAAAACAGACUUUAAUAUGAUACUGCAGCAGCCUUCACUGCCUGUUUCUCAAGCCAUGGAGCUAUGCCAAAACUUUAUACAUCUGUUGUUAAUAAUACAUGUCUAGAAAUAUAAGAAUGAACCUCUUUAAAAGUCUACAGGUGCAGAAAAUGAUCUGAUUGCUCUGGCUUUCCUUUCACAGGGAAUGUUUUCAUUACAUACUCUGUGGAUGUGGCUGAAGAUAUGUUUCCUUUUGUCAAAUUUCUGACCGACCAGGGCUUCAAACCUGCAGUAAGUCCAGAUGAUUCUCCAUCAUCGUAUUUCUCAGUGACUCCACCUUUCUAUCACUCUAAUUAUGCCUGUCUCUGACCAGAUUGACAUUUUUGAUGACCCGAUACAGAGGAUGUCCAUCACCAAGUGGAUGGACAGAUAUCUAAACGAUGUGAGUCUGACUUUGUAGAGAAUUAACCAACAUGAAACAUUUAGUCUGUUUACUCCUGGUAAGCUGAUGAAAGGAUGUCAUAAACAGAAAUCAGUGCUCAUCAUUGUGGUCAUCAGCCAAAAGUACAGAGAGGACGUGGAGGGGAGUGGAGACGAUGAUCAUGGCCUGCACACCAAGUACAUCCACAACCAGGUGGGUACUCACAAUUGUUAGAACAAGGACAUCUGAAAUGCUGCCCCUCUCUGGUGGGCUCCUGUACUCACACUCCCUCCUCCUGCAUAUCAUAAGGAAGAGGAGGAUGAGAUGUCUUGUUGGAUUCGAAAACAGGUCAUUUCUUCAACCAGCUGUCGCCUUGUCAGAGGUGCUGCAGCUGCCAGCUGGAAACCGUCGCCAUAAAGACAGGGAAAAGCUGUGUUCCUGUGAACACUGUAGUUUACUUUCAAAUUAUGCAUCAAAACACAAAGAAAUAUCCAUCUUUUAUUUAUGAUCCUCAGUGUGACUUGGUGACUGUCAGUAAGAUAUAUACAGAUAGUAUCAACCAUUGGCUGUCAGUCAGGGCAGGACUGGGACAAAAUAUCAGCCCUGACAUUAGUUGAACAUCUUGAUCAUAUACAUUAAGUGAACCUCAACACUCUUUUUUUUUUUACAAUUUAACUCUUAAAGAAACAAACACAAGAAAGCAGGGAAAAUUAAUUACUUAUAAUUAUAUAAUUUUCAAAAACCCAUUUUGAUUGCUACUAAUUCAAAUUAGCUAAUACAGCAUUAAUAAUCAUCAACAAUCAGAAUCAGAAUACUUGAUUUAUCCCAGUUGGAACAUUAGGUAACUGCAGUAUUACACCUUCUCUUAAAAAAUCCAAAACUAAUAGGAGAAUAGAAGUAGGGACGAAAUGAGAAUAAAUAAGAAAUUAUGCGUUUUUUGUAAAACACAGAGUAUUAGAAAUAAAGCUAUUGACAAAGCACAGAUUGUUUAAGAAGUAAGCUAUGCAAAAGCACAGAGUAGGAAGUGUAUACAAAGCUGGUUUGCAGAAUUGCAAUGCAGGAUAUUGCACAGAGUAUAUUACAUUUUAACAGAUUAUUGCACAGUGCAGCUUGAUAAACAAUGUAUUAGGAUUGCACUCUUAGAUUAUUGAAGUUUUGACCAGUGUAAAAACAGAUUGCACUGUUGAAUUUUGUAUUAUGAUACAUUAUAUUAUAUUUUUGUUUAUUUUUUUCUCCGAAAUAUUAUUUUUCUUCUCCAGAUACACAAGAAAUGGAAUUUAGAGUUGAUAAUAACUGGAAACGAUUAGCGUAACCAGAAUCAGAAUCUGAACCAGAGCUGGAACUGGAGUGGAUAAAAGUAAAAAGGUGUUUUUAAUCCAAGUUUAUAGUGAGCUGCUCUAACCUGUUGUCCCUGUUGACACAGAUCCAAAAUGAAUUCAUCCGACAGGGCUGUUUGAAUUUCAGACUGGUACCAGUGCUGUUCCCAAAUGCAACCAAGGUGAGUCAAGGAAAACAAGUCCUCUCUGCUUUUUUUGACAAUGUUGUGGGACAGGGAUUGCACUGCUGCAGGAACAUUUUUCUAAACAAAAACAGUGUAUAAAAAGGAGAGGAUAAAAUUUUGGAAAAAAGAAAAGGUGUUAACUAUGAAGUGAGCUCUAAAUGAUUCAGAAUGAAUAAAGGCUUUAGGGUCGUCCAAACACAAUUUAAAUGAAUAUCUGGCUGUGCCCAUGUUUCAGCAACAUGUCCCAAACUGGCUUCAGUGCACCAGGAUCUACCGCUGGCCUCGGGACACCACAGACCUGCUGCUGCGUCUGCUCCGAGAAGAGCGAUACAUCAUCCCACAGAAGGGCGCUGACCUCACCCUCACUGUCAGGCCCCUCUGAGACCAACAGGAUGAGACACAAGAUACAGUCAGGUUCUAGUAUCUCUAUCUUUAUCUGUCUCUUGUGUUUCAAAUGCCUGACAAGGACUCUUAUUAAAGUAGAUUGUAAACUCUUUUUCAGAGAAAGAGGUUUUUUUUUUCUAAUCUCUAUGAAGAAAAUUGUCCCAUCUCAGUGCUUAUUGAUGACCUCUGUGUAAUCAUUUAUUGGUGUACAGUCAAGCCUAAACCAGAAUAUUUUGAUACUUCAAAAUUAUUUGUAAUAAAUAAAGUAAAAAUAAAUGAUGUAAAAAAAUAAAAGAAAAUCAAAGAAGCAUUAUUUUACUCUUUUUGAUGGCGGGGGCAGAACGAAGUCUAUAGGCAAACUGGCGUUAAUCAAUGUUUUAGUAGUUCAGAUUUGUUGGCAGCUAAAAGGCCUCAUGGGAGAGAGGUGAAACAUCUUCAAGAACCUCAAAAAAGUCCAGUUGCCCUUUAAACAAAAACUGGAUAACUGUGACCUGGAUGAACGAGAACCUUUACAGACUCUUUGUGAAGGCUGUGACUGACCAGAAGGUGGCAGCAUAUCCCAAAUAAUGAUACUUUUAAAACACAUAAAAGUAACUUUUUUUUAUUUCCAUUCAAUGUUAAGGGAAUCACAGCAUGUUUUCAAGCAGCUUUAGAAUGAAAUCCUGUUCAAGUAAUCAGCUAAGAAGACUUAUUUGUUUGGAGUUAUAGGGAAGGGGGCCUCUUAUAGGGUCAUGAGAGUGUGAUUGUGAUAGCAGAGGCACUGAGCGUCUUACAACAGGAACACUGACCAUAUAUUAAACCCUCACCUAAAUCAUCACUUAGCACAGUCUGGUUCUCUUCUGUCUGCCUGUUCACCAAACCUGACAGCAGAGUGAUUUUCAGUGAUCAGGGGGUCACGCGGAGGUGUCUAGGCUGUUAUCAGCUCCUGCAUGAGAGUGCUGCAAACACACACCCAAUAAAUCCCCUGUUUGUUAUUGUUCCUGGACAGGCUGUACUUCAUUCAGUGUUAUCUGGUGAGUCACAGAAACCAGUUGCAGAGCCCCCAUCCCCAAGCAAGCAGGCCUGAAACCCUCAUAUUUUAUCCACCCUUCUGGGAAAUACACAACUCACUCCCAAC